CCCAGAAAGGCGUCGUUGACUAUUCAUGAGCCCGAAAGGGUUUGGGCUCGAAAAGGCCGUUGGGCAUCCUUGUGAGAGAUCUGAGAGAGACCUCGAGGAGCUGAGGUUUGACUUGUUAAAAGAAUCUUGAUACAUUACUACAAUGGCCACUGCUCAGCUCUCUCGCUCUAUCAAAAUUCACAAAGCAUCUAAGGAAACAGUUUUUCCAUCCCAAAUCACUAAUGAGCAUGCGUCAUUGAUAAUGGUGAAGAAACUUUUUGCUACUUCUAUCUCAUGUAUAACAUAUCUAAGGGGCCUGUUUCCAGAGAGCUCUUAUGGAGAACGCCAUUUGGAUGACCUCAGUUUAAAAAUACUUCGAGAAGAUAAAAAAUGUCCGGGGUCACUGCAUAUUAUCAAAUGGAUUCAAGGCUGUUUUGAUGCUUUGGAAAAGAGAUACCUACACAUGGCAGUACUUACACUUUACACAAAUCCUAAGGAACCUGAGAAAGUGACUGAAAUAUACCAGUUCAAAUUCAAAUACACAAAAGAAGGAGCCACUAUGGAUUUUGACAGUAGUAGUACAAGCUUUGAAAGUGGGACAAACAGUGAAGAUGUUAAGAAAGCCAGUGUUCUACUGAUCCGCAAAUUGUACAUACUAAUGCAGAACCUUGGACCCCUUCCUAAUGAUGUUAUACUUACUAUGAAACUCCACUACUAUAAUGCAGUGACUCCUCAUGAUUACCAACCCCCUGGUUUUAAAGAAGGGGUAAAUUCACACUUCCUGCUGUUUGAGGGGGAGCCUGUAAACCUGCAAGUGGGAUUGGUCUCCACUGGCUUUCAUAGCAUGAAAGUAAAAGUCACAACUGAGGCCACCAGAGUGUCUGAUUUGGAGAACAAUCUCUUUCAGGAGAACAGCACAACUGAGAUUGCCCAUCAGGGUCUAGACUUUGAUGAGGAAGAAGAAGAAUGCAGCAAUCAUAUUCAAAGAAUGAAUUUUGUGUGCAGUCAGCAAAGUUCUCAGAGCUCCAGGAAGAAGAGGAAGGUCAGCGAACCAGUGAAAGUCUUCAUCCCUGACAGAAAAUGAAAGUUAGAUACCUUCACUGCAUUUAUUCUAAAAUAAUUUUAUUUUACAACAAACAUGCAUGAAGUGUCUUAAUAGGAAAGUAAGUUCCUGUCACCAAAAUCUUUUACUAAAUUUGUUGCUCAACUUUUUUAGUCAAUUUACUAAGUGCUAACUUACUGAGUAGAGCAUGGGUUCACUUUGUCACAAGAAAACAAGGUUACUGGGGCUGCCUUGGGAUAGCAUUACUUUAAGGCUGAGUUAGAGACAAGACAGCCUUUAUAUUUGUAAAAGAACCACAGCAGCUAUUUUGAAAAGACAUAAGCUGUUGUUCUCAAAGGAAGGAGGGUUUUCUUUGCAUAACUAAACUCCCCAGGUAUUUAGACUACUGUGAAAUGUUGUAACUUGUUGUAACCUGUGUACUGGAACCCUCUAUAGCUUUAUUAGAAUUCCCACAGACUUGCAUGGAUGUAUGCGGUGGUGCUUAUGCAGGUGUGAUUUUUAUGUUAACUUCAAUCACGAGAUUGAUCAGCCAAGUGUUGGACCAAAGUGUACUCUCCCUGUAAAGUUCCUCAAAUCUGGCCUGAUGCCCUGCUCUGUUGGCCAACCUGAGACAGGCAAUAGGCUGCAAUGCAGAAGACUGGCUCCCUUCUUAAGGCCCACGUUGAAUGCUUCCCAACAAACACUUCAGUUUAUCAGUCUGUAACCUGCAGACUGUUCAUUCCCUCAUUCUGAGGGAAUUUUGACAGACUUAAUGAUUAGUAUUAUAUGAAUAAUAAGUGACUGAAAGUGUUUUUAUUAUUUAGUAACAUGCAAUUUAAUAACUUAAUUUAAAUGGAUAGGACUUCAAUAAGCUAAAUGUUGAAUAUGUGUGCUUUCCAGUUAAAUAAAACCAAAAUGCACAGUA
Lynx canadensis (Canada lynx) is the source of this 1946-nucleotide messenger RNA. It is a transcript of the gene HORMAD2, whose product is annotated as HORMA domain containing 2. The record is from RefSeq and is a predicted model, not a curated record. The coding region runs from base 143 to 1063 and encodes 306 amino acids. Lineage: Eukaryota; Metazoa; Chordata; Mammalia; Carnivora; Felidae. The transcript has 11 exons.